AUGUUCAUCAUCCAGUCGAAUCAGCCCAACUAUUGCACUAACACCUUCGCGUCAAGCUCAUGCCAUACUGAAUACGAUGGCAAAGUGGAAUCCGCUCUUCAGGCAAAAACCUCCCUGGGUGGUCUUUCCCGAGGACUUCGUCGUUCCGGCAGUAAUGUGUCCGAAUUGUCGCUGCCAGAACGUUGCGAUUAUGACGUUACACAGGUUGAGUUCGACUUUUCCCUGAAAUCUCAGCAAUCGAUUCAUAUCCGCGUUGAAACACCAUGCGGUGAAAUUGGUACUCUUGAGUUCAACGAAUUCAUCACUGAACAUGUGUUUCGUCCGAUGCAACAUGGAUGCGGUAAUGGUGUUUGGAAAAUCGAUGUUCUACAAAUUGUUGACGGAAGCGAAACAGUACGCUCAUCCGUUUCGAUGCCUAUCAACGGUGUCGGCACAUUGUUCUUCGUGAUCGGCGAUGAUCUACGCCCAUUUCUCGCCGACAAAGAAUUCCUGAACAUCCCCGGUGCUUGUCGUAAGCAUAGUGUUUGA
This is a messenger RNA of Necator americanus (New World hookworm), 528 nucleotides long. RefSeq lists its product as uncharacterized. The transcript is spliced from 4 exons. The record is from RefSeq and is a predicted model, not a curated record. NCBI's taxonomy places the organism in Eukaryota, Metazoa, Nematoda, Chromadorea, Rhabditida, Ancylostomatidae. Bases 1 to 528 code for a protein of 175 amino acids.